This is a messenger RNA of Rana temporaria (common frog), 1856 nucleotides long. It is a transcript of the gene TBC1D13, whose product is annotated as TBC1 domain family member 13. Gene Ontology annotation, biological process: activation of GTPase activity; intracellular protein transport. The record is from RefSeq and is a predicted model, not a curated record. NCBI's taxonomy places the organism in Eukaryota, Metazoa, Chordata, Amphibia, Anura, Ranidae. The coding region runs from base 87 to 1295 and encodes 402 amino acids. Gene Ontology annotation, molecular function: GTPase activator activity. The transcript is spliced from 12 exons.
GGCUGACAUGUGACUCUGACAGGGUUUCAGCUUCCUGUCGGGAUGUGUUCCCUCCCCCAACGUCCAAGAAGGCGGCGGAAGUCAACAUGUCGAGUCUGCACAAGAGCAAAAUCGCAGAGUUCCAGAGCCUUCUCAGUGAAGCGCACAUCAAGCUGUCGGUGUUGAGGGAACUUUGCUUUAACGGAAUCCCCUUCGAAUCGGGCAUCCGGUGUCUCUGCUGGAAGAUCCUGCUCAACUAUCUUCCCACAGACCGGGUAUUAUGGGAUCCUGUGCUGAAGAAACAAAGGGAAACCUACACCCAUUUCCUCAAGGAGAUGAUCAUCCAACCAGGCAUUGCCAAGGCCAACCAUGGCCUGUCCAGGGAAGAUGUCACUUUGGAAGACCAUCCUCUCAAUCCUAACCCAGAUAGUCGGUGGAACACAUAUUUCAAAGAUAAUGAAGUGCUUCUACAGAUAGAUAAGGAUGUCAGGAGACUGUGUCCCGACUUCUCAUUUUUCCUCCACCCUACGGAAUACCCCUGCCAGCUAAUCAUGGAUCCAGAGAAUGAGUAUGAGACCCUGAGAAAACGCGUGGAACAGACAACGCUCAAGUCUCAGACCGUGGCAAGGAACAGGAGUGGCCUAACUAAUGUGAGUUCUCCUAUGAAGACGUCGGCUUCUCAUGCGUUGGGUGACUUGGAGCCGCUUGGCAGUGGCUGUGAGGCCCACUGGGAGGUGGUAGAACGAAUCCUUUUCAUCUAUGCCAAGCUGAACCCUGGAAUUGCCUAUGUACAAGGCAUGAACGAGAUAGUUGGACCAAUCUAUUAUACAUUUGCCACUAACCCCAAUAGCUCAUGGAAAGAGCACGCAGAAGCAGAUACCUUCUUUUGCUUCACUAACCUAAUGGCGGAAAUCCGGGACAACUUCAUCAAAAGCCUGGAUGACUCUCAGUGUGGAAUAACUUCUAAGAUGGAGGGAGUGUACUCCAUGUUAAAGGAAGACGACGAGGAAUUGUAUCUUAAGCUGCAAGAACAGAACAUCAAGCCUCAGUUCUUUGCCUUCCGAUGGCUGACGCUGCUGUUUUCCCAGGAGUUUGUGCUUCCUGAUGUCAUCCGUAUCUGGGAUUCUUUAUUUGCUGAUGAGAACAGAUUUGACUUCCUUCUGAAAGUUUCCUGUGCCAUGCUUAUAUUGAUCCGUGAUCAGUUAUUAGAGGGAGACUUUACAGUGAACAUGAGGUUACUCCAGGAUUACCCCCUGUCUGAUGGAGAUGUGCUGCCUAUCUUAAAAAAAGCCAAGGAGCUCCAGGAUUCCAAAUGAGUUUUGUGCACAGGCCUCAGCCCCAGGGGAUCCAGUUUUCCUUUAUGGCUGACCAUGACUUUGCACUACGGUGACCUGGACAAUCACUCCACCAGGCUCACGGGAUCACCAAUGCAGUUACUGCUGAUCCGAGUUUAUCUGAGAACAGGUCAACUACCUUCUACAUGUGUUACAUGGACAGACAUAUUUGGUGAAGUGUUACCAUGUUAAGCAUGCCUUGUACACUCCUAAUUGAAGGAUUAUUCUACAGGCAUAAGGCCGGGACUUUCCGCGCUCUCCCACGUGCCUCUGCUCUGGCCUUAAUGACCAGCCAAUGCACUAUACACAUUUCUGGCCUUGGAGCGGCUUUGUGAAAACCUGUUCAGUACCCUGAAGUGCUCAUCAUUGUAUGCCACGUGUUGGGUGACUAAUGAGAAUUGUACCACCCCGUUGCUCAAGGGAAAGACCAUGGUGCAUAAAAGCUGCCUCAUCGCUCGAGCCCUUGGGCCUAAGCCACUAAGUGUUUUUUUGUUUGUAUUUCGUAUUGCGUUUCAUAAGAGAAACAAAUUGAUUUUAUUGAGA